UAAAUAGGCCUAGUGGCUACAGGUAUAAAAGCGGGGGCCCCCACAGGCUCUGAGCACCCCCAGCCCGACCUGCCUCCUCAGAACCCUCGAGGGAAGCCAGGCGGAGGGCCAGGAUGGAUGAGGACUUCUCCUCUCAGAUGAAGAAGAUGGCCUUGGCUAUGGGCACGUCCCUGUCGGACAAGGACAUAGAGCUGCUGCCCACGGACAUGAGGCAUCACGGCUCCUUCAACUACCUCAAGUUCCUGGAGUACAUGCAGAAGUUCCAGGCCUCAGGGCAGCUGGACAGCGCCAUCCACCAGGCCUUCCAGACCCUGGACAAGGACAAGAGUGGCUUCAUCGAGUGGAACGAGAUCAAGUACAUCCUCUCCACCAUUCCCAGCAGCGGGCCCACCGCCCCGCUGACAGAUGAGGAGGCUGAGGCCAUGAUCCAGGCGGCCGACACAGACGGGGAUGGGAGGAUUGACUUCGAAGAAUUUUCUGAAUUGAUCAAAAAGGAGAAAGUUCCAAAGAAGAAGUAG
Lontra canadensis (Northern American river otter) is the source of this 518-nucleotide messenger RNA. It is a transcript of the gene PVALEF, whose product is annotated as parvalbumin like EF-hand containing. Gene Ontology annotation, molecular function: calcium ion binding. Bases 114 to 518 code for a protein of 134 amino acids. Gene Ontology annotation, cellular component: cytoplasm; nucleus. NCBI's taxonomy places the organism in Eukaryota, Metazoa, Chordata, Mammalia, Carnivora, Mustelidae. The record is from RefSeq and is a predicted model, not a curated record. The transcript is spliced from 5 exons.